Columba livia (rock pigeon) is the source of this 9684-nucleotide messenger RNA. It is a transcript of the gene KCNA1, whose product is annotated as potassium voltage-gated channel subfamily A member 1. The record is from RefSeq and is a predicted model, not a curated record. Gene Ontology annotation, cellular component: voltage-gated potassium channel complex; synapse; neuronal cell body. Gene Ontology annotation, biological process: protein homooligomerization; potassium ion transmembrane transport. Gene Ontology annotation, molecular function: delayed rectifier potassium channel activity; protein binding. Bases 1328 to 2803 code for a protein of 491 amino acids. The transcript has 2 exons. NCBI's taxonomy places the organism in Eukaryota, Metazoa, Chordata, Aves, Columbiformes, Columbidae.
AUCCCCUUCUCCAGGAACCCACUCGCUCCCUGCCGCCUCCGCUGGGUCGGCUCGGUGUCCCGCAGCGGCCGGCCGGUGCCGGCGGGCCGGGGCCGCCGCCUGCAUUGCGUCGGCGGGCGCGGCGCGCAGCGUGCCGCGGCGGCGGGGGCCGCGCUGGCGGCUGCGGGGGCGACCGGCCCGGGGGGUAGCGUGCUUCCCCUCCUCCCUCCGGUCCCGUUCCCCCCCACCCCCUCCGCCCUCCCUCUCCCCGAGCUGCACCAAACAGCUCUCAGGUUUCUGCUGAUACUGCAGCGUCAAGAAAUGGCUCGAGUUUGCUCCUUGCUCUUAUGCAUUCAGCAGCCCGCUCGCUCCUGCCACACGCGUCCAGCUCCUGCCUCCUGCUGCUGCUGCUGCCGGGACGAGCCAAGACCGACUCCAGGGAUGCGGCUGCAGGACUGCGGCUCUCUUACAUCUCCCCAGCCGCCGCUGCCCAGAGCCCGGCUCCUUUUCCCGCUGUCUUAAGGGAAGAGAACAAGAGAGCCAGCAGCUAUCUAGGACUCCGUGAUUUUAUUUACUAACUCAAGCCUUUUGAAAAAGGUACUUUGCACUUUUUUUUUCUCUCCCACCCCCCACUGCGGUUCUCGGCAGAAACUAAUUAAACCCACUCGCCCUUGGUGCAGCCUAAGACAGUGUAUGAAUAUUUCAGUGUCUCGCAGGCAGCCCUGUAAAACGAUCGCUGUAUUAUUAAGAGGGGCGCAAGAGGAAGAGGAGGAGGGCUGAGUUUGCCGCUGCGGUUUUUGUUUUGGUUUGGUUUUUUUGGAUGCUGCUGCAAGGCGACUUGACGCAUUCCGGCACUGGCUCCUACUCCUAACCGGCGCGUCUCACUCGGAGCAGCCGCAGCGAUGGUCAAGUCGGCAAGAAAAGUGGACGGAUCAAGUUAAAGGCAAAAGGAGACGGCUGGGGAGGGGACCCCAGCCUGUGGGUGUACUCCAUAGAUCUUCAGCCUUCCGGCUUGGGGGACGGGACCCCUCACCUUACCUGCCCUCUUCCCCUCCCUAAAGGUACUUCUCCCCUCUUUCUUCAUGCUCCCAUCAUCCCUGAUGCCUCUUCCUUCACCCCUCUUCUCAUUACCCUUUUUGAAUAUUUCCAGCCUUUAGGCCCCACAUCCAUCCCUUCUGCAAGCUCUCCACCCCAAUUCAUCAUCCCUCCCUGCAGAUUCUGACCCUUGCCUGCUCCACCUCCACUGAACUACCCUGGGGCUUUUGGCUCUCCUCCAUCCUCCUCUCCCUGUCAAAUCCCUCUCCCUCACUUUUCCCCUGUCCCUGGGUCCCCCUUCCCGUGUGUCACCAUGACUGUGAUGGCUGGAGAGAACAUGGAUGAGACUUCGGCAUUACCUGGCCACCCCCAGGAUAGCUACCAGCCUGCUGCCCACGAUGACCAUGAGUGUUGUGAGCGCGUAGUGAUAAACAUUGCUGGACUACGUUUUGAGACACAGCUGAAGACCUUAGCCCAGUUCCCCAACACUCUGCUGGGCAACCCCAAGAAGCGCAUGCGGUACUUUGACCCCUUGCGCAAUGAGUACUUCUUUGACCGGAAUCGGCCCAGUUUUGAUGCCAUCCUCUACUACUAUCAGUCUGGAGGGAGGCUUCGCCGUCCGGUCAAUGUACCCUUGGACAUGUUCUCUGAGGAGAUCAAAUUUUAUGAGCUGGGUGAGGAGGCCAUGGAGAAGUUCCGGGAAGAUGAAGGAUUCAUCAAAGAUGAGGAGAGACCCUUGCCGGAGGGGGAGUACCAGCGCCAAGUAUGGCUCCUCUUUGAAUACCCAGAGAGCUCUGGGCCUGCAAGAGUCAUUGCAAUAGUCUCUGUCAUGGUGAUCCUCAUCUCUAUCGUGAUCUUCUGCCUAGAGACAUUACCUGAGCUGAAGGAGGACAAGGAGUAUACAGUGCAUCGCACUGACAACACCACCCAGGUCUACAAAUCCAACAUCUUCACAGAUCCCUUCUUUGUUGUGGAGACCUUGUGCAUCAUCUGGUUCUCCUUUGAGCUGGUGGUGCGCUUCUUUGCUUGCCCCAGCAAGACUGAAUUCUUCAAGAAUAUAAUGAACUUCAUUGACAUUGUGGCCAUCAUCCCUUACUUCAUAACCCUGGGUACUGAGAUGGCCGAGCGGGAGGGGACUCAGAAAGGAGAGCAGGCCACCUCCUUGGCCAUCCUGAGAGUCAUCAGACUGGUAAGAGUCUUUCGAAUCUUCAAACUCUCCCGGCACUCUAAGGGCCUCCAGAUUUUGGGACAGACCCUCAAAGCAAGUAUGAGAGAGCUAGGUUUACUAAUUUUCUUCCUCUUCAUUGGGGUGAUCUUGUUCUCUAGUGCGGUAUAUUUUGCUGAGGCUGAAGAACCUGAGUCUCAUUUCACAAGUAUCCCUGAUGCUUUCUGGUGGGCGGUGGUAUCCAUGACCACUGUGGGCUAUGGUGACAUGUACCCUGUGACAAUUGGAGGCAAAAUCGUAGGCUCCUUGUGUGCCAUCGCUGGUGUGCUGACAAUUGCCCUGCCUGUACCUGUCAUCGUGUCCAACUUCAACUACUUCUACCACCGAGAAACAGAAGGGGAAGAACAGGCUCAGUUACUUCACGUUAGCUCCCCUAAUUUAGCAUCUGACAGUGAUCUCAGUCGCCGCAGCUCCUCCACAAUCAGCAAAUCUGAGUACAUGGAAAUUGAAGAGGAUAUGAAUAAUAGCAUAGACAAUUUUAGAGAGGCAAACCUCAGAACUGGCAACUGCACUGUAGCCAACCAAAACUACGUUAAUAAAAGCAAGCUGCUGACUGAUGUGUAAACAAAAAACCAAAAUCCUCACUCACAGCUUAAAGACUUCAGUGACACAGUCACACUUUGUAGAUGCUUUACUGAUAGUCUUUGAAUGCUUUAUUUACCUCGUAAAUGCAUUGUUGCAUUGCGAAUCUUUGCUCAGCGAUAAAGAAGCUUCCAGGAUCCAUGAAAGAUAAAGUUUUGUUUAUUUUUAAAAAAACAUUUUCCACCUGGUAAAUGAUAACCAUUUGAACUAGUUUAGUUUUAAGCUGUAUGACGAUAGACCUAAACUUUUCCUCUCCCAUCUCCCAUUCUUUUUUUUUUAAUUUACGAAGUUAACUUAAACUAAGCAAGACAGUUUUUAGAGCUAUAAAGCAUAUGCAUGGAUUCCAGUAAAAAUAUUCUGCAAAACUGCACAGUUGCAAGAAAGUGCAUCAGAUAAUAAUAACAAAAAAAGGAUUAACAGAAACAUGCAGCAAGCAUUUGCCAUGGUUUUUAUGAAGGAGUGCAAAUUUUCCUUCCACACCCUAUGUGAAAGAUUACAUACAUCCAAUCUACAGAUUCACACAGCACCUUAUUAGAACAUACUUAAGCCUGGUAUCUUUUGUGGUCCAUAGAAGAACUAUUCCAAAAGGAAAAUAAUAAACAAAACUGAAGACAAAACAUCUGCAAUGCUGCUAAGUUCUCUUACAUGCAGAUAGUUUAAACACACUUUUCCCUGUCCAGAACUGGAUACAAAACUUUAAGCCCCUCUGUUGCAAGAUAGCACAAUGGAGUUUAAUAUAAGCAUGUUUGAAUUUGAUACUAUUUAUUUUAUAAUCGCAUGCCUGAAACGUUACCUCAGACAAUAGCAGAUAAGCUUUCGUUUGAACUGAAUCUUCUAAAAAUAGGUCCUUUAGCUCUCUUUUUUUCUCUUCUUUUAUUUUCCUUUUGAUUUGCAUUCACCAGAAGUGCACUCCUUAAUUUAUUAAAUCAUUGACUAGUAAUUUAAAGUACUGUAUUUAAGUGCGUAUGUUAGUCAAAUGGGAACAAUAACUUUUGGAGAUCAAAGCAUGUUCAAAUAUUCAGCAUUAUGGCCUAUUUGAUUAAGGUGUAACUUGAAUUAGUUAAUGCAUGAAUUCAAUAAUAAUUAUAAGAAUAAUAAUAUUAACAAUAAAACAAAAUUUUAAAAAGUGCUUGAUAGACCGAGGAUCUGAAUGAACUGAUUAGAGAAACCUGAUUAUUUUCCUGCAUUGCUCAGGGAAAUGCGUUGGCUUUUGUCCAGGCGUUGUCAGAAAGGAACUUAUCCCAUCCCUUAAAGGGAAAGCUAUAUGGAAAAUUAAGAAGUUAUGUAUAGUCACACCUAAAACCUAGUAUCCUUUAUAGUUGAAAGGUGCAGAUGCAUGCUUUUUGGUGCAUUCUCAGAAUGUAAAUGAAACUUAUAUGCAUCCAAAUUGCAGCAGCUGUUUUGUUUUGCGGUCAUUAGUUGAGAUUUUUUUGUAUUCCCCCAAAAUUCACUGAAGAGACUCAACAGAUUGAUUCAGAUAGUUGCACAGUGCCUUUACCUUACUCCCCCUAAAUUGCUGAAAGUGCCUCCAGGAACUGAGGUGAUCAGAGAUUGCGAAGGAAAGGGCAAUGCACCAACAGUGUUCUGUGCUGUCUCCUGGCACAGCACAGAAAGGGGUAGGGAAACAGAGAAGGAGCAAGUUUAAGUGAGAAGGAUGCAGAAGAGGUGGGCAGAGACCGCCAGCGCCCUUGGGAUACCUUCCUUACACAACCAGCCUGAUUCGGCAGGGCUCAGCAUUUGCUUCUGCCAAAUAACCAUAGUUGUGUUUAUGCAACACUUCAAGUUUCCCUAGGUUGUUUAUAGAGACAUCGCUGCCAUCAUUGUAUCUUCCCUUCGUUUCCCUGAGAUGGCUUUUUGGCAGCCUGUCCCAGCAUGGCAGGAUGCAGGAGGAACUAAGGACCAGCAUGAACUGCAGCAUUGCCCGGUCAGGAAACCAGACUGCAGUGCUGUGCUUUUUUUCUCUUGGCUUCCCCAGCAGGUACGCUGUUUCCCCAUUCCUGCCUUCUCCACCCCCUUUCAUCAGUCUGACAGAUCUUAAAUCCCACCACAGAUCCUUUAAGUCGUAUUCUUCUUUCUGGUCCUUGACCUUACCCUACUUCCACCAUCAUCUGGUGAAGGAAGCAAUGCUAGAAGAAGGUAUCUUCUGCCAUAUGCCAGCCUUGACUGCUAGGCCCUGGAAGAUAAUAACCUUUGAUCUGAACUAAUGUAGGCACUAAUAUAUUUUUUUUAAAUGAACGAAGUUGAGGAUCUUCCUUCUUCACUUAGCAUGUAGCCAGCUGCUGUUGAACACUUCUCCUUCCACAUUGUACAGAUCCUUUCUUCCCCUAUCUUUCUGAUAUAUGUGUAUAUGUAUAUAAAUAUAUAUAUGUGUGUGUCUGCGCAUGUGUGUCACACACAUACGCAGACACACACAUACAUAAAAUCAAGGCACUUAGAGUUAAAAAAGCAGCCCUAACUCUGCAGUUACGCACAAGCCUGACCAGCCAGGUUUCCAGAAAGACUUGACUUUAUUUCUCACUGUGUGGCUUCUGUCAGUCUUAAUGAUGAGAAAGCAAUCAAGAACUGAGGGAGUUCUAGCUCCUCCAAGAAAUGCAAAGCAUCAGAUAAAACAGGGCAUUACAUCCUCUAGGUAGAUGUUGCAAAGCUUCUUCCUUGUUCCUCACUCAUACCCCUGUCCAUUGUACACCUCUUUCCCCAUUAAAUUCUGGUGGUCCUGAUCUUCCCAAACUCUUGAAUUCUAGGGUAUGACUUCUCAUGUCAAAAUGGACUUGAAUGCUGCACUCAGCUUAUAGAACAACCAACUGACUAAACUAAAUAGCAAUAAUCCAUUCAGUGCUGUGGGACUGUUGAUUAGAAAGUGGUGUCUGGGAGAAGAAGCCUCACUUUGGUAAUUUAACUUUUGCCACAGUUGGGUAUGCACACCUUAGUUUAAUGAGCAGAAUGAUAAUCAUUCUACAUCUGUAAAGAGAAAAGUGCUGCAUACAACAAUUCUUUUUCGUCAGGAGACCUGGAUGGAUCAUUAGGACUCGGGUGGUUUAAGGAGCCUGAGUGUUGCUUUGUUCAUUUGUAAAUCAUUGCAAAGGAUCUCAGUACAUAUGGAGUACGGGAAUUAACCUCAUGUAGCACAGGCAUGCAUUUUCUACAAGUUUGACACAAAAAAAAAAUAGCAACAACAAAAAGCUCUUACUCACUUUACACAGGAAUGCCGAAAUAUCUUUGUGGGCCUGAAGGUGCAAUUAGCAAACUGCCUGUUCUUACCAGUAAGCAUCCCUCCCUCCCUCCCUUCCUUCCUUCCUUCCUUCCUUCCUUCUUUCCUUCCUCCCUUCCUCCCUUCCUCCCUUCCUCCCUUCCUCCCUUCCUCCCUUCCUCCCUUCCUUCCCUUCCUUCCUUCCUCCUCCCACUUUUGGCAUAAGUUUAUUUUGCCACACAUGAAGUCUAUGGGAUCAUUUCUGUCAGUGAAAGAGGACUGGAAAUAAGCUGAUGGCAAAUUUAGUGCAUCUCUAUGAUUCUGUGAUCUUUGAAUGAGUCAAGAGACCUUCAUUCAGUUGGCAAGGACCUCUCAGAAGUGAUGCCCAUGUUAUGCUGGACAGAGAAACCAGUAGAUAAAACAGUUUUAGUUGGGCUGUAGUUUGAUGAGGUGAGGCAGCUAUUCCAGCAUAAAGCCUCCUUUAACAGUCACCGUUCUUUGUCUCUCUGUGCUUCUUAGUUGCCCCCAUACCGCUUUUUCUUCCUCUACUCAGUGAAAGGGAUGAGGGAACUUCUCUGGCACGAGCAAGGCAGUGGUAUACUGCAGUGCAGAGGCAGGAAUGGAGAAGCAGUGAGUGGGCAGGAAUCCCAUUGGCUGGUAUCACUGCCAAAAUUCCCCAUCUGGUCCUACUGUACUUAGCUAUACAGCACUAGGGAACAUGCAGAGAAACAAGGAGGAGGGUGAAAAUGAAAGGUUCUGUACCCCCUUCUUUUACAGAACUGAGAAGUUGCUGCCAGACUGCCAAGAGCUCAAAUCCUCUGUGUGGCAGCUCCAGCAGAGAAUGAACUGGAUUUACUUGUCUUCAAGAGGAAGUUAGAGUGCAGUAAACCAGACUGUGAGUUCACAGCAUCCUAGCAAAACCAUGCGGAUUCCCUGCAUGGAGUCUUUUAAGUUUUAUCUCCACUGGGGACUUCAGGAAAGCUAAUUCGAAUUAAUGAAAGGUGCAUAUUUAAAGUAGAUUUGUUAAACUGUUUUAAAGCCCAGCAUGGACAUUCUGUUGCAGUAUAAAAGCAACCUUAAUCUGAUUUGGAGUCAUUCUUUUUGGAAGGAAAGUAAGCCAAAUUAAAUUAAGGCUGCUUUAAUUCUGAACACAAUGGGGCUUAAUGCAGUUUACCUCAUCUGCCUCACAAGUUCAUUCAAAUAGAUAAGCCUUUAGUAAUCAUUAAAUGUAAUGGAGCUGACCCCACUUUGCAGGGGGUGGCUGGGCAGAGUGUGGCCAUGUGCUACAAAAUGCUUAGUAUGUGAGUGCUGGAAAUUCACAGCCUGGCUUAAUGACAUGUUGGUUCUGGUAACAAUUCUAGUGAUUUCCUUCUUUUGUUCCUGGUUUACAUAUUUGUAGGUGUGAGGAGAAUCAAUCCCGCUGCCUUCUGGGAAGUUGACAAUGAUCAUGGCCCAAUGAAAUUAAUUUCCACUUUACAAAGUCUCUAACUGUGCACAUGCUUAACCUGAUGUACUGUUGAUCAUGUGGACAAGCACUUGAAAGACAGUUUGAAGCACUAAAGGCAGGACAAAAUUCAGCAAAAGUCCUCUUAUUUUCAGUAGUGAUUUUGCCCAAGUAGAGAUUUCAGGCAUCAGACUCUUCUUUGCAAAUCAGGUGUGCAUCAUUCAUUAGAGGCUGCAUUGGCCCAAAUCAACAAUUGGAGCAGUAGCAAAAUUUAUUGACAAAUUUUUUACUAAGGGACAGUUGUUUUUAUUAGACAAAAGCACAGAAAUCUUGUUUUUAUUAUGGACAGCUAAAGCCCAAGUGUAGUGCAAAAAGUGAAAAUCUGAGGGCAAGUUCCUUUUUUCCAUAGUUCACACUUGGACAGUGCAGUUUCUUAUGUGCACGUGUAUUAACUUAAAUAGAAUAAACGCUAGGAGAGAAACAUCUGAAAUUUAUUAGAAAAAGGUAGAAAGUUGUGUUUCAGAGUAAGACCUUCUGCAUAUAUAUGUAUUAUAUGGAGAGAACAUAUUCCUUUCCAAAUCUGAGCUUGAUAACUGUUUUUAGAGGGGUGCCAUUCAAGAUUAAUUCAUUUCCCGUAAUAUAAAGAAGAGGGAGGUACUGAAGCUUUUCCAGGAAUGGUCUGAUCCUGUAGGCUUCCAGCAGCCUGAUGGCACAGAUCAUCACCGUAAUUUUAGAUUCGCAGGAAUGCAGAACCAGCUCCAAAGUGUGAUUUACCCUCCCUAGCUGCAGAGCUGGAUGGAAUUUGAAAGCUGUCCUUGCAAUUGUACAACAGGGCAAGUUUGUUCCAGACCUGCCUAUCACGAGUCUGCAGCAGGCUUCUUUUCCUCUGAGAUGCUUUAACCAGCGUCCUACAUUUCAAUUUUAGUUAGACUUUUUUCAGGAUUUUUUUUCUUUUUUUUUUUUUUCCCUCUGUUUUUACUUAAUCAGGUGUAAAAAAUUUAUUUUUCCUGAAAUGCACUUAUCAAGUAUUCUUAAAGGUGUCAGUAUUAGUAUCCACAAAAAUGUAACUUCAGGGUGUUCUACUGUUUCACUCAAUACAGGUGAACUUGCCACCAGUGAGGUCAACAAUUUAUGCUGUCAACGCAUAACAUGCUUCGAUAUUUUCAAAGGAAAUAAAAUGAAACUGAGGUCUUAACUGAAAUGUGUCUCUAAGUAUCUGUUAAUAUCUAUGUAAUUCUGUAUAUUUUACCUGUUCACAGGCUCUAGCAAAUGUCACUACGAGUUAUAAAAAAAAAAAAAUCGCUUUCCAUUUCUAGUUUCUAUAAUAAAAUGAAGACGUUGCAUUCAGUUCCUUUAGGUGCAUCAGUCUUUGAUCCAUGUUAUUGUUUCAGUGACAUUUCUAUAAUGUAAUUGGGAUCAAAUGUAUAUUUUACUUUUGUAUAAAAGUAAAAAUGAUAUUUUUAUGACUAAAUUCAGCAAACCUUUACCUAUAACCUGCUAGGUGAAACCUUUCCUUUCCUUUCCUUUCCUUUCCUUUCCUUUCCUUUCCUUUCCUUUCCUUUCCUUUCCUUUCCUUUCCUUUCCUUUCCUUUCCUUUCCUUUCCUUUCCUUUCCUUUCCUUUCCUUUCCUUUCCUUUCCUUUCCUUUCCUUUCCUUUCCUUUCCUUUCCUUUCCUUUCCUUUCCUUUCCUUUCCUUUCCUUUCCUUUCCUUUCCUUUCCUUUCCUUUCCUUUCCUUUCCUUUCCUUUCCUUUCCUUUCCUUUCCUUUCCUUUCCUUUCCUUUCCUUUCCUUUCCAUGUAAGCCAUUGUUUUUGCAGUAUGUUGGUUUGAAAUGAAUAAAUAACAGCUGUCGAUAGAACUGUAUACAGCCUCUCAGACAUAUCUCUGAUUUUAAAGAUCAAAUAUUACCAAUGUGAAAUAUAAAAACUGAAUAGUCUCUAUAUGAAAGUGCACCAUCAGGGCAACGAACCAUUUAAGCUGACACAGCUGUACUUAUUUCCACCAUUUACAAAUCGCUUACUCUUUGGGUCAAGUAUGUACUUCAUUGUCACACUACAGGUCAUUUUACUUCCAGUAGUGAAAUGGUUUGACUUAUCAUUUUUGGAACAUCUGAUGUUAUGAGUUCUUGAACUAUUUGAAAUGCAUAGUUUUCAUCUAUGCAAUUUUACCUGCUUCUGUACUUGUUCAUCUGUUCAUACUUGGCAUCAAUUAAAGAUAAUUUUUAAGGAUCUUA